GCAGUUCCUUGGUUUUAUUUUCUUAUUUAUUUUUUUCUAGAUUCUCAUGGCUACCCCUCGCAUCAGAACUGAUGACGUUUAUCCUUACCUACUAGAUGGACUGACUGAAGAACCCAAUCUUCAUCGCAAGGUUGUCAAGCAACGACCGGUCCUUGAUGCUCAAGAACAUGUUGCUAGUGGAGACGGUGACGCUGAACCUAUGUCUCAGGGUUCCACUAAAGAACAUAUUCAAACCAAGGAUGUUGUGUUGAGCGCUGGAGACUCCGCAGUUUGUUUCUGCGGAGUAGAUUGGCAAGAUGGUCCUAUGCUCCAAUGUUUUGUAUGUAAGAAGACCAGUCAUGGUAUCUGCUACAAGAUAUUGCUGACGGAUCAACCAAUCCCUCAGGGCGCAUGCCUGGAGUGCAGUGAGACGUAUCCAUGUUUCAACCCUAGGCUCUCAAUAAUUGUUCAAAAGAGUGGACUUGAGAAGAUUUUAAACAGGGCUCAUAUCAGGAUGGUUAUGUUCCUUCUCUUCGGUAGAUCAGAGAUCGCGAUCAGAGAUCUGGAGAAACUAUUCACGGAGGAGAAAUCAGAAACGAUUCUGGAAUUCCUGGCUGACCUUAAGAUCAUUAUUCCUAGUGACGCCGGCAAUGGGUAUUACGUCGAGAAAAAUGCGUUGUAUGCGAACUAUGAAAAAUCCCUGGGCCGUGUAAAUCUUGUGGAGUUGAUCAAACUGUCUGAGCAGUCAGAGUUCAACAAGAAGAUAAAUCUAAAGGAGGAUGCGAGUAUGCCGAUGGAAUCGAUGUCCCUGCUAGCUGAGGGGAACUACGAAGAACCUCCUACUGAGCCUGAGAAUAGUAUACCCGAGCAUACAGGCCGCCAGGGGGGGAGGUCUCUCAAGCGGAAGAAAAAAGCUGUUAACAUGGAGAACCCAAGGACUUCUGGCAAAUCUUCAGAAAGCAAGAGAAACAAAAUAUAAGAUAUUGUACUGAUAUUAUGAUCAUUUCUGUAAAUUCUCCGAUAUUUUCUCUAUUUUAAGCAAAUUGAAAACAUGAUUUUGUGAAUUUA
This is a messenger RNA of Eurytemora carolleeae, 1047 nucleotides long. RefSeq lists its product as uncharacterized. Bases 47 to 958 code for a protein of 303 amino acids. NCBI's taxonomy places the organism in Eukaryota, Metazoa, Arthropoda, Copepoda, Calanoida, Temoridae. The transcript is spliced from 11 exons. The record is from RefSeq and is a predicted model, not a curated record.